UUUUUUUUGAAAAAUGCAUAAAGAAAGUUUGACCAAAGAAAGACUUCAAUUCCAAUAUUCAAUAACACCUCCUAAAUCAUCAAAGGGAUAUGACUCAAUUCAUCUGUCUCUAGUUAUCAUCGAUCUUAUUGUUCUGUUCAUUUCAUCUCUUUUUCUUCUGAAAGUUCCUUUUUAUUUAUAUCACAGAUUUUCUUGGUUGCUUUCUGAUUCUCGAGGUCUUUGAAGCGAAUCUUGACAGAUUUAGAAAAGGGGUUUUGUUUGAUUUAGGGUUUCAUACAGAUUCAAAAAUCAUGGCAGGAAGAUGGUGAGAGGGAAGAUCGAGAUCAAGAGAAUCGAAAACCUAACGAGCAGGCAAGUAACCUUCUCCAAGCGUAGGAAAGGUCUCCUUAAGAAGGCUCACGAGCUUUCAGUUCUAUGCGAUGCUCAAGUUGCAGCCGUUGUCUUUUCUCAGAAAGGCAAACUAUACGAAUACGCUAGCUCCGACAUGAAGAAGAUGAUGGAACGAUGUGAGAUACAUAGAAGGGAAUAUUUUCAUGCAGAGAGAUUCCAAAAAGAGCAGCAGGUGCAGGAUCUCAAGAAUGAAAUCACGAUUAUGGUGAACUCGAUUGAACUUCUUCAACGUCAUUGCCGGAGGCUGAUGGGGCAAGAUUUAGAUUCUUGUUCUUUGGAGGAGCUCAAAGAGAUAACUAUUCAAAUUGAGAAAAGCCUUACUAUUGUUAGAUCAAGGAAGGCUACGUUAAAUGAGGAAGAGGUGCGGAAACUAAAAGCAGAGAUUGCAGGAAAAAGAGAGCUGUUGAACGAGAGAACUAGGCUGCACCAAAUGUUUGAAGAAAAGCCCUUGUGGACGCAGUCGAGGAACCUAGAGAGUGAGAAGAAUGCAUCUUCCUCUGCCAGUGAAAACAUGCACAUAUCCAAUGUCGAAACUGAUUUGUUCAUCGGAUUGCCUAGAAGCAGAGUCUAAAUGUGAAAUGAUUUCUCUGUAUUUUAAUUGACAGGUUCUUGUUUUCAUAUUUUUCAAGUAUAUACUCGAUUCUCUAUCUGCGUAAAACUAAGAAUAAAGUGAUGUAUAUAAGAUUGUUAUCUACUAAAUAAUUGUUUUCUUUCU
Molecule: messenger RNA, 1105 nt
Organism: Raphanus sativus (radish)
Lineage: Eukaryota; Viridiplantae; Streptophyta; Magnoliopsida; Brassicales; Brassicaceae
Product: MADS-box protein AGL71-like
Exons: 7
Coding region: 302-961 (219 amino acids)
Biological process (GO): positive regulation of transcription by RNA polymerase II
Cellular component (GO): nucleus
Molecular function (GO): DNA-binding transcription factor activity, RNA polymerase II-specific; protein dimerization activity; RNA polymerase II cis-regulatory region sequence-specific DNA binding
Source: RefSeq, a predicted model, not a curated record